GCAUUGUAGGUAGGUUACCAAUGUCCUUGUCCUAUCAGACGCACACUGUUUGACUGACUUCACGCAAGGGCUUAGGGAUUCGUUUGAACUUGAAUUAUAUUUAUUCUAACAAAAUGAGGGCAGCAGGGUUUCUCCGUCGCUCUCUCUCUGUACUGAGGCAAGCAAGAUGCUACGCCGACGCGCCUUCAGGCUCUGGCCAGAUGUCCUUCACAUUUGCUUCCCCAACGCAGGUAAAAUAGUCCGGGGAGUUGACAAGGUUUAUGUUAUGGGCCUAUGGUAGCUUCCUAGCUAUCUCUCCAAUGAUAUAACGUCACUCUCUUAUUAAUAAAGACACAUUAUCCAACCUUACGCAUGUAGCUAGCUAGCGACAAAUGCCAGUGGCGUAACCACCGCUCAAUGGCUAGCUAGUUUAACUUGGUAACGUUAGCAAGUUAGCUUACCUACUUCUGUAUGUGGUGCACGUCUUUGUAAAUUAUGGAUAUUCUUCAAAGCAGUUUGGCAUGCCUAAAUUGUUCUAUGCAGCAAUGUGUCCCCAUUCUGUGUUGCCACUUGCUAGCUAGAUUGCAAUAAAUAACCUGCUUGUCAAAGCUAGUUACCACAAUGGGUCACAGGCCCUUGCAGUUUCUUAUUAUUUCACCUUGGGACUAGAAAGGGAUUACUGUACUAUUAGAUUGUUAGCAAGCAUUUCUGAUUGAAUGACUAAGGUUGGCAAAAUUUUCAGGAGUGUGCUGAUUGCACCUUUUUAGUCACCCACAUAACUAGCUAGCUAUUCUGUUAGUUAGUUAGCUAGCUAGGUACAAGUUAGCCUAAUAGCUAGCUAGAUAUCGCUGAAGUGCAUCAGACAGUACUAGGCUAUUUGAUAGAUAUUUGCUAGUUAGUUGGAUAAACAAUGUCUUACCUAGUUACAUAACUCAAGUCAACAUUAAAGUUGAAUUGGAGAGAAUUCUGUGUUUGCUUUUCAACCGAUGUCAGGCAGUAAUGGCAUAUUACAUUACAUAACAUAACUGCGAUGUACCUUACCAGAACCUCAUUGACAACUAAAAUGGAGUAACAUAACACCUCAGUAAAUAUGCAUGGACUUCAUUCUUGAGGAAAAAAUAUCUAGUACUGGAUGCAGAUACUGUAUAUUUCCACAGAUAAUAUUGAACUUCAAUUAUGUUAAGAAAAUCAAUAACAGUCAAUGUCCUGUACAGUAAUGUAUGUGUUUCUCCUUCUCCCAGGUGUACUUCAAGGAGACCAGUGUGAAACAGGUUGACGUGCCCACGCUGACUGGUGCUUUCGGUAUCCUCCCCGCCCACGUCCCCACGCUGCAGGUCCUCCGGCCCGGAGUGGUCACUGUGUUCAACGAUGACGGCUCCGCAACAAAAUUCUUUGGUGAGAUUUUGCUUGAUGGUUUAGAUGGAUCAGUGGUCUGGUCUGAUGACCUGUUAAAGUUAUGAUUUUAAGCAUCAAACAUAAAGGGCAAAGAGGAGGCGCAUGCGUGUACCGAUAGGACGCAUGGGGUGUGAGUAGCUCUGUUUUGUACCGACAACUGUGGUUAUAUGUAGAAACCAGACAACAAAGUUUUAAAGCAAGCCUCUAAACUUGAUAAAUCAACAUAUCUCCAAGCAACUGGGAGAGUGUGAGCGAUCAGUUUUGUACAACAGCGAACCAAUCAGUUUGUAAAAUAGUGCAGCAACAUGAAUCCAACAGACCAUUGCCUUCUUCAAAGGAAAGGACAAAGGGCAACUUGGAGACGCAAACAAGAGUAAUGAACAGUUAAAUGAUAUCCAGGAAAACAUACAGUGGGGAAAAAAAGUAUUUAGUCAGCCACCAAUUGUGCAAGUUCUCCCACUUAAAAAGAUGAGAGGCCUGUAAUUUUCAUCAUAGGUACACGUCAACUAUGACAGACAAAUUGAGGGGGAAAAAAUCCAGAAAAUCACAUUGUAGGAUUUUUUAUGAAUUUAUUUGCAAAUUAUGGUGGAAAAUAAGUAUUUGGUCACCUACAAACAAGCAAGAUUUCUGGCUCUCACAGACCUGUAACUUCUUCUUUAAGAGGCUCCUCUGUCCUCCACUCGUUACCUGUAUUAAUGGCACCUGUUUGAACUUGUUAUCGGUAUAAAAGACACCUGUCCACAACCUCAAACAGUCACACUCCAAACUCCACUAUGGCCAAGACCAAAGAGCUGUCAAAGGACACCAGAAACAAAAUUGUAGACCUGCACCAGGCUGGGAAGACUGAAUCUGCAAUAGGUAAGCAGCUUGGUUUGAAGAAAUCAACUGUGGGAGCAAUUAUUAGGAAAUGGAAGACAUACAAGACCACUGAUAAUCUCCCUCGAUCUGGGGCUCCACGCAAGAUUUCACCCCGUGGGGUCAAAAUGAUCACAAGAACAGUGAGCAAAAAUCCCAGAACCACACAGGGGGACCUAGUGAAUGACCUGCAGAGAGCUGUGACCAAAGUAACAAAGCCUACCAUCAGUAACACACUACGCCGCCAGGGACUCAAAUCCUGCAGUGCCAGACGUGUCCCCCUGCUUAAGCCAGUACAUGUCCAGGCCCGUCUGAAGAUUGCUAGAGUGCAUUUGGAUGAUCCAGAAGAGGAUUGGGAGAAUGUCAUAUGGUCAGAUGAAACCAAAAUAGAACUUUUUGGUAAAAACUCAACUCGUCGUGUUUGGAGGACAAAGAAUGCUGAGUUGCAUCCAAAGAACACCAUACCUACUGUGAAGCAUGGGGGUGGAAACAUCAUGCUUUGGGGCUGUUUUUCUGCAAAGGGACCAGGACGACUGAUCCGUGUAAAGGAAAGAAUGAAUGGGGCCAUGUAUCGUGAGAUUUUGAGUGAAAACCUCCUUCCAUCAGCAAGGGCAUUGAAGAUGAAACGUGGCUGGGUCUUUCAGCAUGACAAUGAUCACAAACACACCGCCUGGGCAACGAAGGAGUGGCUUCGUAAGAAGCAUUUCAAGGUCCUGGAGUGGCCUAGCCAGUCUCCAGAUCUCAACCCCAUAGAAAAUCUUUGGAGGGAGUUGAAAGUCCGUGUUGCCCAGCGACAGCCCCAAAACAUCACUGCUCUAGAGGAGAUCUGCAUGGAGGAAUGGGCCAAAAUACCAGCAAGUGUGUGAACCUUGUGAAGACUUACAGAAAACGUUUGACCUGUGUCAUUGCCAACAAAGGGUAUAUAACAAAGUAUUGAGAAACUUUUGUUAUUGACCAAAUACUUAUUUUCCACCAUAAUUUGCAAAUAAAUUCAUAAAAAAUCCUACAAUGUGAUUUUCUGGAAAAAAAAUUCCCUCAUUUUGUCUGUCAUAGUUGACGUGUACCUAUGAUGAAAAUUACAGGCCUCUCAACUUUUUAAGUGGGAGAACUUGCACAAUUGGUGGCUGACUAAAUACUUUUUUCCCCCACUGUAUGUAUGUAUAUAUAUAUAUAUAUAUAUAUAUAUAUAUAUAUAUAUAUAUAUAUAUAUAUAUAUAUAUAUAUAUAUAUAUAUAUAUAUAUGGUUGAGAGAAUGCCAAGAGUGUGCAAAGCUGUCGUCAAGGAAAAGGGUGGCUAUUUGAAGAAUAUACAAUUUGUUUUGUUUAACACUUUUUUUGGUUACAUGAUUCCUAAUGUGUUAUUUCAUAGUUUUGAUGUCUUCACUAUUAUUCUACAAUGUAGAAAAAAUAAAGAAACCCUUGAAUGAGUAGGUGUCCAAACGUUUUACUUGUACUGAGAUAUAUAUAUAUAUAUCAAGUUAUUUGUUAGUCAUGGAUAUGUUUUGUGUAAUUCUACAAAGUCUUUGAAAAAACGUAGGCCUAUAGCUUAUUUUUGUUUCCCUUUACAAUAAAAACAGUGUAAUCCAUUUGAUCAACUUUAUUUGUAGAUUCGAUUAGUUAUAAAGUCCAGUUACAGCUUCAUUUGACAAAGUAGGAACGAAAAAGAUGAUAAUUAUAUAAACAGCCAGGUGAAAUUAUUUUGUGUUCCUAAACAAAAGCACCAGUGCAUGAACAAUUGUAAAGGAUGAAGUGCAUAAAUGGCAUAUUUUAAUUUUAUCGUACUAAUUUUUGCUUAUUAGACAGAGCAAUGCUGCACGAGUGGUCAUGUGCUGAAUGCAUGGACAGCACGGAUAUUCUUGGAAAAAGUGACAUUUGGAAAUAAAGCUACACCUCUCUUAAUUAUGAAUUAUUUCACAAAGGUAAGUGUAAUAGAAACACCAGAAUAUGCUCUUUCUGAUACUAUGUAGAAAUCAAAAUGUUUCACCUGCAUGUGACUCUGAAGGAGGAUUUGAUAGUGAUGAUCCUUUCCUGAUGCACCCAUCUUUUCAUGUACAAUUUGACAACUGAUAGGCCAAAUAUUGUCACUCAUCAGAUUAUUGUCAAUUUAAUCUAGUCUAUAGGCUAACUCCUAUAGUGUGAAAUUUAGUUUCAGUAUAGUUUAGGUGUAGUUUCGAUGGGCCGGCAGGCUGACUGGCAUCUUGUUUCCCGUUCAUCAAGUUGGAAAGAGUCAAGGAUAUGUCUUGCAUUAUUCUAAAGGCCUACUGCAACACAUAGCAUGUUUUUAUUUCCCUUACAAUACAUUUGAUUAGUAAUAGUUAAAGUAAAUAAAACAGUCCUGUAACAGCUUUUUACAAAGUUAAAUGUAAAUAGAACGGAAUCAACCCGCAAGGCACGCGCUGUCAAAUUAUUUGCUGGUGAUAAAUAGGCAUAACUCAUUACACUAUUGUCUUUCUAAAUUUAAAUAAUCCUCUUCACCCUCCUUAUCAUUCAGUUAGGCCUAAUUUAAAUUGAAUUGUGAAGUAAGGUGCACAAUUAUCUCCUGUUCAUCCAUUUGUCAUUCAUUCAGUGAGGAGCUCGACACAUUAGCGCCUAGCUGGGAACCAACAACCUACAGCACAUUGUCUUGGCAGAUUAAGUUAAGAAUAGGUGUGAAUAAACAGGGGAAAAGGCUAAAAUACUUUGGUGUCAAUUCUGACAUAAGCAGUGUGAAAUACAAACAUUUACUAAAAGUCAGGAAAGGUGUACGGCAGGGUUUAUUUAACGCUUUGUGAAUAUUUUUAUUUUUUGAAAAUCAGACUUCAGUGGCUGUUGGCCUAUGGGGGUGUAGUGUUAAGUGGACCACAAAAAAUAUUAAAUACUUAGGAUGCUUAAUAAGUGACAGCAAACAGCUAGCUAACUACACUUUAUCCCAUUUACUCAACAACAUGAAAGCAAAUCUAAUUAAAUGGAACAAUCUUCCCAUAAAUCUUACAGGUUGAAUAAACCUUUUUUUAGAAUGGCAUGGCUCCCAAAGUUUUUAUCUGUUUUCGGUAAUACCAAUUACCCCACUGAAGACUCUUUAAAUUAUACUCUGCAAUAAGACUUGGGCAAAUAAAACUCACAGAAACCCCCCCAUAACAAAAUCCCCAUCAAUAUCUGUCAGUUUAAGCUAGACUUGUUUAUUUGCUUUGGAUGCAUCUCAAUCACCGCAUCCGCCAGUGUCGCACUUCCGCAUCUGCGGUGAAAAGUAGCAGAGCUAGAGCGGUGUUUGUCAGACCAUGACACAUCCCGAAAACGUCUGAACAGUUUGACCUAAACUAUUAUGACCCCUCUAUGGAAUGAUUAUGCUCCCACAAACACAAUGGUCCUCUACAACCCCCACAAGCAUCAUGGGACUUGUCUGAAGUCGGUACAGCCGAUCUGCCAGACACGUCAAAACCUUGUUUCUUAUGAUUUAUUUUGACUCCUUAAUUGCAUUUAUGUAUGUUAUUCAAUGUGUUUUCUAUGGGCUUUAGUAGUAAAGGCCAACAUCUAUUUUAUCAAAUAAUAAAUAAAUAAAAUGUAUACUUAAAGGGGUCCUAAAAUUCAGAAUCAAAUGGCAUAAUGAUCCAUAGUAAAACAUCUUAAAACGAUUCCAUAUGUUGGCUUUCAAAGGAUGGAGCUAAGAACAUUAACAACUUCAUAGUUAUGAACACUAACAAUAUGGAAGAGAAAUUAAACAUUCUACAAAAACAUCAGUACUUAAAAAACCCUAUAGAACAAUCCUUGGCUAGCUUUUCAGAGUUCUCUGAUAAAUUGGCCCACAUGGAAAACUUAAAGGCAUAGAAACCGUAAAAAACAGUUUUGAUGUUUUCAAAUACAUGCAACUUAAAAGUUUUCAGUUUCGAUCUGAAAUCUUUUGGACAUUACAUUUUAGUCAUUUAGCAGACGCUCUUAUCCAGAGCGACUUAGUUAGUGAGUGCAUACGUUUUCAUACUGGCCCCCCAUGGGAAUCGAACCCACAACCCUGGCGUUGCAAACGCCAUGCUCUACCAACUGAGCUACACAGGACAUCAGAGCAAUGUUGAGGGAAUUCUAGUUGAGUCAGAAAAUAAUACUCAUAUGAUGGGUAAGAUGUAUACAAAACCUUGCAGAAAGCCUAUCCAACUGAAUCUUUUUAGAAAAAAAUCUAAACUAUUGGAACCAAGACACAAAAAUAACUGAUAUUUGCACAAGAUGGAGGGAGUGUUGUAUGCUUAAUCCAGUAUAAACUAAUGUAUUAUACGAGACACAAUUCACAAAUUAUACAGCACAUCAGUCAUGUCUUAAGUGUAAAUAUGUGACUCUGAUUUUAAAGCCUUCAGGUAGUGCUAUAAAGUCCAGAAGUUAUGGGUGGAGUUAUAAAGUCGGCUGUCAGAGGUUUUACAAUAUAAAUGUACUUUUAAUCAGUCUCUGUAUAUUUCAAGACCUGUCAUAUGAGGGUGGGUUGAGAUACCAAAUGGGUUGGACCGUACUUUUCUCGUCAAUCAUUUUGAAACUUUUGCUUAACUGGAAAUCAAGUGAUCCUCCAUCGUUGAGACGGUGGAAGAAUCAAAUGCCUUUAUCUGAAUAUUGAAAGGGUGUGGGUGACAGAAGGGCAGAGUGGAGCAGUUCGAGGUCAUGUGGCAUAGUCUUGCAGGGGUGAUGUCGUUGACGUCUGUGUGUUUAUUGUGUAAAAUCUAGAGCUCUAUCACCACACACAAAAAUCUAUGAUUUGAGACAGGAUGCUGCUCAGGAUCGCCCAAUCGACAAAACCCAUAGGCCCUGGGCCCUAACCUUUAGGCACUUGCAUAGGCUCAAACUAAAAGGGUUAGAGUUUGAUAGGUGUAGCAACAUGGAUUGAAAUUCCACCAUUUUUAAUCCUUGCACAUGCAUUCAAUGUUGAAAUUCUUAAGUGAUCGCAAUGGUCAGUUCCAUAUCAAUAACUGGCCACUUUAAUUUGGACCAUACAGCAGGGGUCAGUCCUGUCUCGAAUUAUGGGGAAGAUGAUGACCUACAUCCUAGACCUGGAGAAAUUAACUUUUAGCGUAACACUUUCAAAUGUAGGCUACUUCCCCUGGUUUGAAAUCCACUACAACAAAAUGGCACAUUUGUAUCAGUGGCUGCACUGAACAUUUUUAAAGGGUUUAUAUGAAACAAGGUCAUGGAGAAGGAAAUGGACAGUAGUGUAAAAAUCAAGAUCGGUAUGUGGAUCCAUACCAUAUAUAUAUCCACACUGAGGUUGGAAUAAUAUUGUGAAAAUUAUAAUGCCCCUUUUUUAGUGUAAGAGCUGUUUGAAAAGACUGCCUGAAAUUUCAGGCAGUUUUGGUGGGAUGGAGUUUUGGCCUGUCAGGUGAUAUCACCUAGCGGUAAAUUAUUUAAUAGACCAAUAAGAAAGAGUCCCAAACCCCUCUGCCAAAAACAGCUCGUUUUCAGUUUUCCCCUCCCCACUCAAACCACUCUGACAGCCCUAGCAAAAUGAUUGCUUAAGAUUUGUUCUUUGCUAAGAAGCUAAUUUUGUUUUUUGACCAUUUUUAAUUGAAGCAAUCAGUAAGUUGAUAUUGAGAACAGCUGCAUUGGACCUCUUUUAACAUGGAACAUCCAGCAGGGGUCAGUCCUGUCUUGAAUUGUGGGGAUGACUGCAUAUUAGACCUGGAGAAAUCUAACUUUUAGAGUAACUUUCAAAUUGUAGGCUACUUCUCUGAAUUGAAAUCAGCUAAAACAAAAUUGUGACUGAACUUGAAGAGACAUGCUGUUGCAGUCCGUGCAUGAAGGCAGUGCAUUUAUUUAAUUUCAAUAGAGUAAGUUGUCUAUAUGGGGCUGUAUGAUGGGUGGGUGGCUGAAUGGAAUAGGUUGAUAUACUCACAGAUGCUGUCUGUUUUUCAGUGAGCAGCGGGUCAAUCACAGUGAACGCAGACUCCUCGGUGCAGCUGCUGGCUGAGGAGGCUUUCCCCCUGGACCAGCUUGAUGUGGCUGUAAGUACCCAUCACCCACUCAUAUAGACCUAUUCAUUAUCUCUAUGGCAAUGGGUGGGCAACUCUUGUCCUGCAGGCCACAUGGUGGGCAGUCUUCCAGCCCACCACAUAACACCUGAUUCUAGUAAUCAACUAAUCAUAGUUGUCUAGUUGUACUGCGAUUAGGUUAACCUGGGAUGUAUUCAUUACGGGGAUCGUUUACCAUUUUAAGAACCAAAUGGAAGAAAACGAAACUGGGAGGCACCUACCUGAAUUUCUCCAAUAGGAACUCUCGUUUGCAUUUUCCGUUUGGAGUAAACGGUUUCUGUUACAAAAGGUUUUGCGACAGACAAAAUAUUUUGCUACCGCAUCGACGGAAUGAUUACACCCCUGGGGCAUAUUCAUUACGCCAAUUCUGUUGCAAACCUUUUCUUAAAUGGAAGCAAACUAAACUGGGCGGGACCUACCUGUAUUUGUCCAAUAUAAUCUCUUGUUCCGUUUUUCAACUGGUUGGCUAAUGGUUACACUCCUGGUGUGUGUGAGAGCUGGGCAGGAAGAAGGGCCGCAGAGGGAUGCCUUACAACGUUUCCCAUGCCAAUGGGGGCAGAAUGCUCUGGUUCAAUGAUUUUUAAGGGCAAUCACUAGUUGCUCUUCAUCAGAGAAAUAACAAUUGCAUGAGCAUUUCCCAUCCUCUACAUUAGGAUGACUUUAUUCUCUGAAAAGCUAGGCUAGAGAGGUGUGAUUGGCAGCAUCAUUCAGCCCAUGCACAGCCAGUCAGUCAUUGAUUGAAACACAACGAUAGCCCUUUGCUCAAUCCCAGUGCCCUUUAUAAAGAUGUUAACUGUGUGCAACUCUGCUCAGUCAGACCUUUGCAAAACUAUAUGGCUAAACGAAACCUUCCAUGAAAUGACCAAAUCCCUUACUCAACAGAAUUCCGCACUGCAUUGGCUCAAAUGUGUCAGUCAAAAUAUAUUUGUGUGUGAAAUGAUGCUCUUUACUAUUCCCAGCCCCAUCAGCCGACUAAACUCAUUCAUUGUAGAGUUGCUCUUCCUCCCUCCCUCUCUCUUUCUCUCUGACCCUGUCCAAGAAGGGCUCCAUAGAAAUAUGAAUUUUUCCCCUCUGUGAGAUAACAAUGCACAGGAGAUACCUUGCUGUUAAUAAGGCAGGAAAGGUCAGUCACUGUUGAGUUCUAGCAGAUGUGCCAAGUCCCCACUGGGAGACCUUUAACUCCCAGCUAUGUUUGGCAUUUGUAAGCUGUAAUCGCUAAUGUGACAAAUGGCCCUUUCACAGGAAAGAGGCAACGUGAAUUUGCUAUGCUAGUCUCUCUCUUCCAGGCCUGCCAACAUGCACUUAAUUUGAGGUUAAAGUACGCUGGUACGAAAAACGACCCUAAAAUUGUCUUCUAGUUCGCACAUUGUGGUUUUUGACCCAACCGUCUGAAGUUGGAGCUGAGCCAAUUGGAGGACUUGGGCGAGGAGAAAAAAUCUCUAGCUUUACGCACCUGCCGCCCCCCUAGUCUUAGUACUGUUUUGCUACACUUUGUCCGUUGAUACUACUGUGAGGAAAAUAGGUAGGGAAAAUAUACGAUGAGCCUUCUGCAAAAUACAUUUUCCAAAUGUGGAUGUUAGUCAAGCUCAUAACCCCUUAUUUCGUACAUGGCUCCUUCGCUAAGGCGUCAUUACGACGAAAGUAGUUAGAUCAUCAUUAAGUCAACUAAGCGAGAACACUUUCUUGCUCGCACAUGCUUUGAUCUCAUCAACGGUAUUAGGCGCGAGCGCAUUGGCGAGCAAGGAAAUGUGUGGUGUUGCGAUAUUUCAGUGUGCGUGGAUGGCAGAGAGCUGUUAUGCUAAUACCAUCCUUCAAAAAAAGUAAUGUUGAACUGUUUUAAAAACUAGUAGGCCUAUGUUAAUUAAUCCGUUCUUGAUCUGUCCUCAUGAUAUACAGUACCAGUCAAAAGUUUGGACACCUACUCAUUCAAGGGUUUUUCUUUAUUUUUACUAUUUUCUACAUUGUAGAAUCAUAGUGAAGACAUUCAAAACUAUGGAAUCAUGUAAUAACCAAAAAAGUGUUAAACAAAUCACAAUAUAUUUGAGAUUCUUCAAAGUAACCACCCUUUGCGUUGAUGACAGCUUUGCACACGCUUGGCAUUCUCUCAACCAGCUUCACCUGGAAUGCUUUUUCAAUAGUCUUGAAGGAGUUCCCACAUGCUUAGCACUUGUUGGCUGCUUUUCCUUCACUCUGCGGUCCAAACCAUCUCAAUUGGGUUGAGGUUGGGUGAUUGUGGAGGUCAGGUCAUCUGAUGCAGCACUACAUCUCUCCUUGGUCAAAUAGCCCUUACACAGCCUGGAGGUGUGUUUUGGGUCGUUGUCCUGUUGAAAAACAAAUGAUAGUCCCACUAACCGCAAACCAGAUGGGAUGACGUCUCGCUGCAGAAUGCUGUGGUAGCCAUGCUGGUUACGUGUGCCUUGAAUUCUAAAUAAAUCAGUGUCACCAGCAAAGCACCAUCACACCACCACCUCCAUGUUUCACGGUGGGAACCACACAUGCGGAGAUCAUCCGUUCACCUACUCUGCGUCUCACAAAGACACGGCGGUUGGAACAACAAAUGUCAAAUUUGGACUAAUCAGACCAAAGGACAGAUUUCCAAUGGUCUAAUGUCCAUUACUCGUGUUUCUUGGCCCAAGCAGGUCUCUUCUUAUUAUUGGUGACCUUUUAAUAGUGGUUUCUUUGCAGCAAUUGACCAUGAAGGCCUGAUUCACAGUCUCCUCUGAACAGUUGAUGUUGAGAUGUGUAUGUUACUUGAACUCUGAAGCAUUUAUUUGGGCUGCAAUCUGAGGUGCAGUUAACUCUAAUGAAUUUAUCCUCUGCAGCAGAGGUAACUCUGGGUCUUCCUUUCCUGUGGCGGUCCUCAUGAGAGACAGUAACAACAUAGUGCUUGAUGGUUUUUGCGACUGCACUUGAAGAAACUUUAAAAGUUCUUAAUGUUCCGCAUUGACGGACAUUCAUGUCUUAAAGUAAUGGACUGUCGUUUCUCGUUGCUUAUUUGAGCUGUUCUUGCCAUAAUAUGGACUUGGUUUUUUACCAAAUAGGGCUAUCUUCUGUAUACCCCCCCACCUUGUCACAACACAACUGAUUGGCUCAAACGCAUUAAGAAUGAAAUACAUUCCACAAAUUAACUUUUUAAGAAGGCACACCUGUUAAUUGAAAUGCAUUCCAGGUGACUACCUAUUGAAGCUGGUUGAGAGAAUGCCAAGAGUGUGCAAAACUGUCAUCAAGGCAAAGGGUGGCUAUUUGAAGAAUCUCCAAUAUAAACUAUAUUUUGAUUUGUGUAACACUUUUUUUGGUUACUACAUGAUUCCAUAUGUGUUAUUUCAUAGUUUUGAUGUCUUCACUAUUAUACAAUGUAAAAAAAAUAGUACAAAUAAAGAAAUACCCUUGAAUGAGUAGGUGUUCUAAAACGUUUGACCGGUAGUGUAUAUAUGGAGGUAUUUUAAUGGCUAAAAUAAGGGGUUAAAUACAUGUCAAAAUAAAUAAAAAUAGUGUCCUGAUCUUUAUAUCUCUCAGAUAUAGGACAGAAACUUAAGAACAAACUUCCUUUUUAUAAAUUUUUUGACUAUCUGUUUAUCCAUGUAUGAAGCUGCCCCCCCACCCCACCCCCACCCCCUCUUUUAUGCUGCAUAGUCACUUUAACUCAACAUGUACAUAUUACCUCAAUUACAUUUUUUUUCUUUUUUUUUUACAUUUAUAUCAUUUAGCUUUUUUUUGGGGGGGGGGGGGGGGGGGGGGGGGGGGGGGGGUUUAAGGGGGGGUAGAAGGAUUACUUUAUCCUAUCCCAGGUAUUCCUUAAAGAGGUGGGGUUUCAAGGCUGAGUGGGAACUGUGCUUCCGCAGAGGUAGGGGGGCCAGCAGGCCAGAGGUGGAUGAACGCAAUGCCCUCGUUUGGGUGUAGGGACUGAUCAGAGCCUGAAGGUACGGAGGUGCCGUUCACCUCACAGCUCCGUAGGCACGGAGGUGCCGUUCCCCUCACAGCUCCGUAGGCAAGCACCAUGGUCUUGUAGCAGAUGCGAGCUUCAACUGGAAGCCAGUGGAGUGUGCGGAGGAGCGGGGUGACGUGAGAGAACUUGGGAAGGUUGAACACCAGACGGGCUGCGGCAUUCUGGAUGAGUUGUAGGGGUUUAAUGGCACAGGCAGGGAGCCCAGCCAACAGUGAGUUGCAGUAAUCCAGACGGGAGAUGACAAGUGCCUGGAUUAGGACCUGUGCCGCUUCCUGUGUAAGUUAGGGUCGUACUCUGCGAAUGUUGUAGAGCAUGAACCUACAGUAUCGGGUCACCGCCUUGAUGUUAGUGGAGAACGACAGGGUGUUGUCCAGGGUCACGCCAAGGCUCUUCGCACUCUGGGAGGAGGACACAACGGAGUUGUCAACCGUGAUGGCAAGAUCAUGGAACGGGCAGUCCUUCCCCGGGAGGAAGAGCAGCUCCGUCUUGCCGAGGUUCAGCUUGAGGUGGUGAUCCGUCAUCCACACUGAUGUGUCUGCCAGACAUGCAGAGAUGCGAUUCGCCACCUGGUUAUCAGAAGGGGGAAAGGAGAAGAUUAGUUGUGUGUCGUCUGCGUAGCAAUGAUAGGAGAGGCCAUGUGAGGAUAUGACAGAGCCAAGUGACUUGGUGUAUAGCGAGAAUAGGAGAGGGCCUAGAACUGAGCCCUGGGGGACACAAGUGGUGAGAGCACGUGGUGCGGAGACAGAUUCUCGCCACGCCACUUGGUAGGAGCGACCGGUCAGGUAGGACGCAAUCCAAGAGUGAGCCGCGCCGGAGAUGCCCAGCUCGGAGAGGGUGGAGAGGAGGAUCUGAUGGUUCACAGUAUCAAAGGCAGCAGACAGGUCUAGAAGGACAAGAGGAGAGAGAGUUAGCUUUAGCAGUGCGGAGAGCCUCCGUGACACAGAGAAGAGCAGUCUUAGUUGAAUGACCAGUCUUGAAACCUGACUGGUUUGGAUCAAGAAGGUAAUUCUGAAAGAGAUAGCAAGAGAGUUGGCUAAAGACGGCACGCUCAAGAGUUUUGGAGAGAAAAGAGAGAAGGGAUACUGGUCUGUAGUUGUUGACAUCAGAGGGAUCGAGUGUUGGUUUUUUGAGAAGGGGUGCAACUCUCGCUCUAAUGAAGACGGAAGGGACAUAGCCAGCGGUCAAUUACCUCGACUAACCGGUGCCCCCGCACAUUGACUCUGUACCGGUACCCCCUGUAUAUAGCCUCCCUACUGUUAUUUUAUUUUACUGCUGCUCUUUAAUUAUUUGCUAUUUUUUACUUAUCUAUUUUUUUCUUAACUGCAUUGUUGGUUAAGGGCUUGUAAGUAAUAAUUUCAUUGUAAGGUCUACACCUGUUGUAUUCGGCGCAUGAGGCAAAUUUGAUUUGAUUUUAAUUUCAUUCAGGAUCAAACCCAUUUGAAAUGAAUUGGUUUGCCUGGCAGAAGCAUAAAGAACAAUAGGCGGUCCUUUUUUUGUACAAUGUUUUUUGCUCAAAGAUCCAGCCGUACAGGAUUGGUUUAUGCAGCUUUAGCAUCGCUGAAGCAGUGUUUCCCCUGACCAUGCUUACUGGGGCCUGCCGCCUAGCUCUGACCCCUGUCUAAGGCUGCGUUAACACAUGCAGCCCAGUUAUCUUUUGCCCAAUUAUUGACAAAAUAGUUUAAUUGAUUGGUCAAAAGAGCAAUGGGGGAACUACAUAUCAUAAUUGGGUUGCCUGUGUAAACGCAGCCCAAAAACUAUUAGCCUUAAUUGGUUAUUCAGUUGAAUGUAAGAAAUACAGACUGUUAGUACUGUGCUAGCAUAUUUAGUAUGCAUGAUGUCCAACACUUUACUUCAUAGUAUGGUUAUUGGGAAAUGGUUAUUGUGUUUAAGUGUAUCUGACAUCUCUCUGGUUUCUAGGCUGCCAAGGCCAACUUGGAGAAGGCCCAGUCUGAAAUGGCGUCUGCGUCUGACGAGGCUGUCAGGGCAGAGGUCCAGAUCAACAUAGAUGCCAACGAGGCCAUCGUCAAAGCCCUGGAGUAGGCCGCGGGACUGGUCUCUGUGGUACGUAUUGCAGCCAUGUACCUCUGUGAGGAGGAAGAAGUGUGUAGCAUAUGAGCUUCACAUUCGACCUAGACGCUGUUGGAAAAUCUUUAGAAUGCAUCCAAUCCUUGCUCAUAUCUUCCUUGAAGCUAUCACUGUGUAUUUUAAAGGCUUACACUUGCCGAGCUAAUCAGCUACCAGCAAUUUUUUACGAAAGGAGACAACACAUUGACUUAACGGGUGAUGAUGAGUUCAACAUUUCCCAAGUUUAUGCACAUUUCAGCCAAUCGGCGGAGGGCAGAUCUUGUUGGCAUGCUUUGACAUUGCUAACAGAAUUGCCAUCAUGCAUUCUGUUUAAAGGAGAGAUCUCCAUGACUUGAUCACUGAUCUUGCGCAUGUGAGUUCAGAGCCUGUUUCAGCAUGGGCAGUGCCAUUGAGUACUUUCACCUUUUUGAAGUAGGCAACUGGGUGGGACCAUAGAGAAUGAUAGAGGCCUCUGGUGGCCAAAAGGCUGUAUUGGCAUGGGUAGCACCAUUGAAGGGUUCCAUCCUUUUAAUGUAGUCAACUGGGUUGGACUUUCAACUUCAUUGGCUGAUCUCUUCUGGUGACCCGGUUGGAGUCAUGUCCAACCGGGUCAUCAGGAGGGAUCAGCCAAUCGUGAAGAAGAAAAUAAAUUACUUAAAAAUGGAGAUGGCCUUAAUGGCGCAGCCCAUGCUGUCACAGACACUAUAAUGGCACAGAUACAAAGAUGAGUCCUCUAUCUAUCUCUAUGGGUUGGCCUUCCUAUUUGUUAAGGAAGGAUCACAUAAUUCCGUCCAGGUCAUCAGGAGGGAUCAGCCAAUUAAUUAUACUUGUGAACCAACAUUCCAUAACAUUCCAGUAAAUCGCCAACCUUGGCUUUAUACCUGUACAAACAACACACUCAAGGUGGCAGUAUGCACCCUUUCUGAUUUUUUUACCAACUCAUUGAUGUAGUAGAAGAAAAUGUACUACUUUAAAAUGGGGAUGGCCUCAUGGUGCUGCCGAUGCUCUCACAGACUCCAUAAUCGGACAGAUGCAAUGUUGCGUCCUGUAACUCUCUGUAGUUCAGUAAGUAUUCGAACAGGGUCUUUAGCACACCCCAUUGUUAUUUGUAAGACUGUUUUUAUUUCUGGAUCACUGUGUACUUACCGUAAUUAUAUUUUCUCCUUUGUUCCAGGUAGCAUGUCGUGUUGGUAUAAUGGAAAUAAAAAUUCUCCAACUCUGUUUCCUGGCCCAGUCAAGUCAGUAACCGCAAAAUCUCAUGCUUGCUUUGUACAGUGGAAUUAAAUUACCAAUAAAUGUAUUUAGAUUUACCUGCCAGUAAUUUUCUGUCUUUUUGUUCCUUUUUUGUAGGAUUCAAUGAGUGACAUUGUGUGCUCAAUCUUGUAAGGGAAAAGUGACCAAACAUAGAUUUAUUCUGUGUACAAUGUGUUUUUCCCUGUAUUUUGUGGUUGCUUAAUGCAGUUCUCCUUUCCGCCACUCGGUGACAGUGUGUCUUCGUAAACCAUGGUAGACCAGUCACAGCAAGUAGCAAACUGAGCUAAGUCUGUUCCUUUGUGGCGAGACAAGCCCUUUAACCAAGGGUAGCUAUUGUAUUCACAUUUGUUUAUUCGGCUAUGUUGUGAUUUCUCAAGUGUUAUAGUUAAUUGAUUAAAGG
Messenger RNA from Coregonus sp. 'balchen', 15870 nucleotides. NCBI's taxonomy places the organism in Eukaryota, Metazoa, Chordata, Actinopteri, Salmoniformes, Salmonidae. The record is from the annotation of a GenBank genome assembly.